AUGGGCUCUCAACCCGAUGCUGGCACGAGUGCCGACGAGGACGACUACAUGAACAUGACCUUUGAGGAUACGGCGUCGUCCGCGACGACGAAGAACGAAACCCUGACGCAGCGCAAGAAGCGGCUCGCGCGAGAGGCCGAGAUCAAAGGCCGGCCCAAGUCCAAGGCGGAGCUGGCGCAGGAGGAGCGCAAGAAGCGGGAGGAGGCGCUGAACACGACGACCCUCGACACGAGCAACAGGGGGUUCAAGAUGAUGGCCGCGCUGGGAUAUAAGCCUGGGACCGCCCUGGGCGCGGCACCGCGGACGACGACUGCGGACGGCAGUGGCGGCGGGAAGGACGAUCGUCUUCUCGAGCCGAUCGGGCUGGAAAUGCGCGAGUCACGUUCCGGAAUCGGCGCCGACGCGGAGAAGAAGCGCAAGUUUAGAGAGGAGGUCGAGGCGCGGCAGGAGGCAGAUAAAAAGAGGAAGGUCGAGGCGGGCGAGUUCCGCGAACGGCAGCAAAAGGAACGCGAGGAGAAGAAGAUGGAGGGUCAAGUCUGGGCGGCCAUGAAGGUCUGCGAGAGACUGGACGAGGAGGACGAUCUAGAACAGUCGGUCGACGGCAAGCCUGAUCCUGCACGGAGGCCCAGAAGGUCAAAGCCGCUGAAGGCCGUCAAUGUCUUGUGGCGCGGCCUCGUCAAGCAGAGAGCCAUCAACGAGCGUGAUCGACGGAUGAGGUAUGACCUCCACCAGUCUCUGUCGAGACGGCCCGACUACAUCGACCCCGACGAAGAAAAGGAGGAUCAAAUGGCAAUGGGGAAGAAAACGGAAUUGGAAGAGGUCGACGUCGAUCUCGACGAGGAAGACGAAGAGCUCAACGAGUUUGAGACCCUCGAAGUAUCGGAGAAGGUGUCAAAGCUCGUGGAAUAUCUGCGAGAGAGAUGGCAUUAUUGUUUCUGGUGCAAAUACAGGUAUCCGGACGAGAAGAUGGAAGGGUGCCCCGGCACGACGGAGGAGGAUCACGACUGA
This is a messenger RNA of Fonsecaea pedrosoi CBS 271.37, 1008 nucleotides long. RefSeq lists its product as uncharacterized. NCBI's taxonomy places the organism in Eukaryota, Fungi, Ascomycota, Eurotiomycetes, Chaetothyriales, Herpotrichiellaceae. Gene Ontology annotation, molecular function: nucleic acid binding. Gene Ontology annotation, cellular component: kinetochore. The transcript has a single exon. The record is from RefSeq and is a predicted model, not a curated record. The coding region runs from base 1 to 1008 and encodes 335 amino acids.